Messenger RNA from Helianthus annuus (common sunflower), 925 nucleotides. RefSeq names its product eukaryotic translation initiation factor 4E-1. NCBI's taxonomy places the organism in Eukaryota, Viridiplantae, Streptophyta, Magnoliopsida, Asterales, Asteraceae. The record is from RefSeq and is a predicted model, not a curated record. Gene Ontology annotation, molecular function: translation initiation factor activity; RNA 7-methylguanosine cap binding. Gene Ontology annotation, biological process: translational initiation. Gene Ontology annotation, cellular component: cytoplasm; eukaryotic translation initiation factor 4F complex. The transcript is spliced from 5 exons. Bases 26 to 646 code for a protein of 206 amino acids.
GAGAGAGAGAGAGAGAGAGAGAGUAAUGGUGGAAGAAGCAGGGGAUCAAAAGACGACCGGUAAACACAAGGACGGAGGAGAAGAAGAAGAAGGAGGUAAGGACAUUGUAAAACGGCAUCCGCUUGAGCAUUCAUGGACCUUCUGGUUCGAUAAUCCUUCUGCUAAGUCUAAGCAGGUCGCCUGGGGUAGCUCCAUCCGCCCUAUUUACACUUUCUCCACCGUCGAAGAAUUCUGGAGCCUUUACAACAAUAUACAUAGACCAAGCAGGUUGGCAGCUGGGGCAGACCUCCAUUGUUUCAAAAACAGAAUUGAGCCCAAAUGGGAGGAUCCCGUGUGCGCUGGUGGUGGAAAGUGGACUAUGACCUUUCCCAAGUCGAAAUCCGACACGUGUUGGCUAUACACGUUGCUAGCAAUGAUUGGAGAACAGUUUGAUCAUGGCGAUGAGAUAUGCGGGGCAGUUGUUAAUGUGAGAUCAAGGCAGGAAAAAAUAGCCCUAUGGACAAAGAAUGCUGCCAAUGAGCCUGCACAGAUGAGCAUUGGGAAACAAUGGAAGGAGUUUCUUGAUUACAAUGACAUGAUAGGCUUCAUAUUUCAUGAGGAUGCUAAGAAACUUGACAGAGGUGCCAAAAAUAAGUACACAACAUGAUGCGUUUUGUGUUUGUGUUUGUGUUCGUGUUCUGUCUACCCAAAUGCAAGCUUUGUAGGGACUGCAUGCAUCCACUUGUUUAGUAGCUUUGCAUGCAUAUCAACAUUUGCAAUGGACACCUCAUUCUUAUGUAGUUGAUCCUAAUAAAUACCACUUAUUUCGAAUAAGAAUGUCCAGCAGCCGCGAGCCUUCUUUUAGUGGUGGAAUCAUAACUUUUAAAUCGGGUUGCAAUAAUGUUUUUGAUUGGUUUCAACAUGUAAAGGUGGGACACGCAUCUCA